AGCUACGAACCAGUCAGAAGCGUGUCACAUUCGUACGUGAGAGUUUAGUAGCGAAUCUAACGAGCUGAUUUUAUAAAAAUUCAAGUACAUUUUUUCCAAGUAAAAGACUGUGAAAUUGUGCAAUUUCAAAAGCAAGUGCAUAAAACCUAAAAAAUAAAAAAAAUUGAAGAACUUCCUGGUGCAAGUGCAUAAUAUUUUAAAGUGUUCGAAGCACAAAAUUUAUAUAAGUAAUAAAAUAACAAAAAAUUAAAAUGGCUGCAAGUGCGAACGAAAGCAAAUCUACAGUGGCUCCGGCCAAUGGCACAGUUGCCAUCGAACAGGCCAAAGAUGUGCAGAAUCUUUUGCCACAUUUAGAAUCGCUGGAGCGUAUUAUCAAGUUACCAGUUGUGGGCGCGGCCUGGGACAAGAGUCAGGAUGUCUACCAAAAUGUCAAAGGCCGCAAUCGCGUCUUCAACUGGGCGCUCAACGCCGCUGAGGAUUGCGUCUCGCGCGCUGUCGUCACCGCCGCACCGAUUGUCUCGAAACUGGAUCGUCCCAUACAGUAUGUCGAUCAGACGCUCGUCAAGGGUAUUGACAAGCUGGAAGUGUCCGCACCCAUUAUUAAGGACACACCACAGGAAAUUUACAAUCAAGCUAAAAACAAAGUGGUCGAAGUCGUGCAGCCACAUAUUGAACGCGUAACGAAAUUCAAAACAGCUGGCCAACAGAAAGCGGCUUCUUUGAAGGAUUUGGCGUGGGCCAAGGCUAAUGAGGUGUUGGCUACGCAGUAUGGCAGUCUGGCGGUUUCGGGCGUUGAUACCACAACCGCUUUGGCGGAGCGUCUGCUUGAAUACUAUUUCCCCAAAAGCGAAGGCGAUGUCGAGGAGGAGAAUGAUAAUAAACAAAUUGCUGUCGCGCAAAAUGGCAAACACAUUGAAAAUGACAUACCAGUUUCCGCCACCGAGGACCCCGUACUCCACACAGUACAGACUGUUGGCCGACUCUCCCACAAGAUCUCGCGUCGUGUCUAUCAGAACGUGUCCAGACAAAUCAAGCGAAUGCAAAAAGGAAAUAUAAAUGACUAUCUGAGCUCACUCAUCGCCGCAUUGAAAUUGCAUCAAUACAUCAAUUUCAUCAACUCAUCCAUGGGCACGAAUGUCGAGCAGUCCAUUGCCGACGUUAGUGCCAACAGCAAUAACACAAACGUUGCCACGGCGAACAACAGCAACAAGACUACACCAACAACAUCAACGGCUGUAGCGGCGGCACCGGCGGCGCCAACCACGCCCACAACUGCGUCGUCCGCUUCGCCAAACGCCUCAUCGGCGACAAAGCGUAGCAACCAAAACAAGUCGCCGAAUUCAACGCCGCCAAGGGCGAACUGAGCCAUAAAAGCAACAAAAACAAAAAUAAUACAUAUAAAUAUUAUUAAAUAAUUUACAAAAUAAUAAUACUUGAAUUGAGUAGAAUUUAAAGCAAAUGAAUGCGCGUAAAUAUUUUAUGAAAAUUUAUAUUUUAAAAAUAUUUUUUAUGCAAAAGUCAGCAGCAAGCGUUGAAGAAGUUUUCCUUUAAAAAUUAUAUAAAUAUUUUUUAAUGUGUAAAAGUGUUAAUUUAAAACGGAAUUAGGCGCCGUAUAUGGGCGGGCCUCUAUGGCUCGGCGUAUACUUUUCAAGCGAAAAAAAAUAGAAAAAACACAUACAUAUGUAAUUGCAAAAGCACUACAGCGCCUAAUCUUCUACACACAUACAUACAUAUAUAUAUAUUUGUAUAUUUGUCUAUUUUAGACAUUAAGCUCUUAAUUUAAACAAUUAGUUAUUGUAUAUGAUAAUUAUAUACAAAUAUUUGUAGUUUAGCUGCGCUAAAGAUACAUAAAUAUAAUACAUAUUUACUUUGCUUAAGUACAUACAUACUUACACGCAUAAACUUUCACACAUUUUCUUUUGAAAUAUGUUUCUUCCAACUACAUAUUUUUAUGAGAGAAUAUUCAUCAACGUAUUUUAACUAUAAUACAUAUGUAUAACUUCAUAUAUAUAUACGAGUAUAAUUACAUAAUGAUUAUAUGAAUAUGCAUUACAAUAAUUAUGCUGAAAUAAUAAAGAAGUGAAGUACAUAAGAAAACAAAUGA
Messenger RNA from Bactrocera dorsalis (oriental fruit fly), 2104 nucleotides. RefSeq names its product lipid storage droplets surface-binding protein 2 (gene Lsd-2). NCBI's taxonomy places the organism in Eukaryota, Metazoa, Arthropoda, Insecta, Diptera, Tephritidae. The coding region runs from base 252 to 1364 and encodes 370 amino acids. The record is from RefSeq and is a predicted model, not a curated record. The transcript has 4 exons. Gene Ontology annotation, biological process: lipid storage; positive regulation of triglyceride storage. Gene Ontology annotation, cellular component: lipid droplet; cytosol.